AUGCCGCGCAGGAAAUUCAUCGAUAAGAAGGACGCGGUCAACUACCGCCUCGUCCACCGCGCCCAAAAUGACCCGCGCAUUCACGAUGCCGACGCCCCGGACAUGGUCUUUGCUGAAAUCGAGGGUCAAAAUACGCGCGAGAAUUCCGAGCUUGCAGGUAGUUCACGAGUCUCGCAAUACUCGUCCGCUUCGAGAUGGACGGCCGCAACUGGGCGAACUGGACGGAGUCAGAUCAAGUCGCGUAGGGACCUAGAGGGAGAAUUCGCUCCCAAUGUUCGCAAGAACGAGGGUGAGGCUGCCAACUAUGGCAUUUUCUACGACGACUCCAAUUACGACUAUAUGCAGCAUAUGCGGGAUCUCAACAGCGGUGCGGGUGACGCCUACUUUAUUGAAGCGAAAGAGCCAAAAAAGAAGGGCAAGCAAAAGAUGGAUUUGGCGGACGCACUUCGUGCAGCCACAUUAGACGACAGACAGAGCGAUGCUGGGAUAAGCGUUAGCAGUAGCGUCAGUCGUGCGGCCAGCGACGUUUUCGGGGAGGAUCUUGCGCCCUCUGAGUUUGUGAGGAAGACCACAUAUCAAGACCAACAGAAUAUUCCAGAUGCGAUUGCAGGGUUCCAACCUGACAUGGACCCGAGGUUGCGCGAAGUACUAGAAGCCUUGGAGGAUGAAGCGUAUGUCGAAAAUGAGGAAGAUUUCUUCGCUGAGCUGACACAAGAUCCUGCCGAGGUCGGACAAUAUGAGUGGGAGGAGCAAGAUUAUGACGACGACACCAUGGAUCGAUUUCUCGACGAAGACGACGCGGGCUGGGAGACUGAUGAUACCAUCAAGGCAUCAUCACCGAAGCCGAAAAAGGAGAAAGAACCUGUCGAACCCACGGACCCAGCAACCUUGCCAGCACCAGAUGAGGCACCGGCACCCGCCGAAGAAGGCCACAUGGACUACAUGGAAGAGUUCAAAAAAUUUAAGAGCGACGCCAAGGCUGGAAAGGCACCCAAGCCAGCUGCGCCUUCGGACAUGCAAUCAUCGAUUCUUACCGGCGCCUCAGCACUCACAGCUGGUGGUCGCAAGAAGAAGCGAAAAGGUGCCCUCACAUCGACCUCCAACUACAGUAUGACUUCAUCAGCACUGCACCGAACCGAGGGCCUCACUCUCCUCGAUCAGCGCUUUGAUAAGAUCGAGGAAGAGUAUGCAGACGACGACUUCCAGGACGACGCUUCGAUGAUGUCAGGCAUGAGCAAAAUGUCUGGCUUCAGCCAAAUGUCUGGCAUGUCUGGCAUGUCGAGCAUGAGCGAGGCGCCACAGCUAAGAUCCGACUUCGACAGCAUCAUGGAUGACUUCUUGGGGAAUCAUAAGACGGUUGGAAAGAGGAACAACAGGAUCAGGAAGGGCAAGGUCAUGAGCGGGCUGGAGCAGCUGGACGAAGUGCGGAAGGGGCUGGGCCCUGCGAGGAUCAAUGGACGCCCGCGGCCUUCGAAUGUAACGGCUUAG
This is a messenger RNA of Didymosphaeria variabile, 1488 nucleotides long. RefSeq names its product Protein ltv1 (gene LTV1). Gene Ontology annotation, cellular component: cytosol; preribosome, small subunit precursor; nucleus. Gene Ontology annotation, biological process: ribosomal small subunit export from nucleus; ribosomal small subunit biogenesis. The transcript has 2 exons. The coding region runs from base 1 to 1488 and encodes 495 amino acids. The record is from RefSeq and is a predicted model, not a curated record. Lineage: Eukaryota; Fungi; Ascomycota; Dothideomycetes; Pleosporales; Didymosphaeriaceae.